UCUCGUAUCCCUUCAUCCACAGGUAGCUCCUCUGUUGGCAGACUCUGUCCGGCAGGUUGUGCGACAUGCUCUGCUCUGAAUGGCUGUCUCUCCUGUUUCCCUCGCCUGUUCUUCCACCUGGAGCUGGAUGGGAUGCGGCAGAGGGGCGCCUGUCUCUCCUCCUGUCCCCGGGGUCACUAUGGCAGGCGCUCUCCACACAUCAGCACCUGCACCAGGUGCAAGGGGGACUGCGCUUCCUGUUUUAGUGAAAAUUUCUGCACACAUUGUCACCCGGGUCACUUCCUGUUCCAGGGCAAAUGUGCAAACAGCUGUCCAUAUGGGCUGACGGAAAACACAGUACUGCGAGAAUGCACAGUGUGUUCUCCAGGCUGUGAGGUGUGUGUGAGGAGGAACAUGUGUGUGAGGUGUAGAGCAGACCUGUACUUUCUCCACGGUCAGUGCCAUCUCACCUGCCCGACAGGAUUUAAGCCUGAUGUGCGGCUUAUGCAAUGCGUCCCCAAAGUGCACUGUGAGGUUGGGGAAUGGACAGGUUGGGGUCCAUGUGUUCGGAAAAGGAGCAUGAGGGGACAGGAGACACGUAACAGACAAAUUCUGCGGUCUCCAAGUGACGACGGUGACCCCUGCCCACAUGUGUCAGAAAUCAGGAAGUGUGUCAUCAAAAUGAGACCAAAGAGUCCAAGUAGGCUGUAAUAAGUUAAAAAGAGAGCCCAUUAGAUUGAAUAUUUGUUGAUAUUGCAGAGAUAUUCAACUUGCACCUUUUUACAUUUGCUGGUUAAACUAUUGUAAAUUGAAAACUAUUGUAAAUUGUUAAGAUGUAUUCAUCUGUUUUUAUGCAAUCCAACAGAAAAAAAUAAAUAAAAAGGGAUUGAUGGAUAUUAUGAUCUUUUAUAAAAUUCUUGUGUA
Perca flavescens (yellow perch) is the source of this 903-nucleotide messenger RNA. RefSeq names its product R-spondin-3. The coding region runs from base 133 to 690 and encodes 185 amino acids. The transcript is spliced from 4 exons. The record is from RefSeq and is a predicted model, not a curated record. NCBI's taxonomy places the organism in Eukaryota, Metazoa, Chordata, Actinopteri, Perciformes, Percidae.